UCUCUAUCAUCACUGCUGCCAGUGAAACUCCAGAGCCCAUGGCACCCUUAGUCCUUACUCUACUUCUCCAUUUCUCAAUAGCUCUAUCCAGUGCUUCGCCGGACCAUGAAUCAUCCGGCGCCACCACCAUCAUCUUCGCCACGCUCGGCAGCAGAUCAACCUACGCUUUCGACAUCUUUACUCUCCCCACUCGUGCCUCACCUUCCUCUGCCGACGAGAUCCAGCUCACCGACGGCAAAUCGCUUAAUUUCAACGGUUUCUUUCCUUCUCUGUCUUCUUCUCUCCUCUCUCUCUUACCUAAUCAAACCCUGAUACAGACCUUGGGCCCGCAAAACUCUGCACCAUUGAGCGUUGUCUAUGUCACGGAGCGCGGUGGAUCGUCCAAUAUCUUCUACGAUUUAGUUUAUUUGAAUAGCCUGCAAAUCAGUAGAUCGAGGUCCGCCCUUGAAAUCCCCAAACGCGUUCAAGUGCCGCUGCUGAAGGGCAAAAAUGGAAUUGCAAUGAAGGAUAAGCCUACUGUGACCGGAGAUUAUCUGAUAUAUGUGUCCACGCAUGAGGAUCCUGGGAAGCCUAGGGCGAGUUGGGCUGCUGUGUACUCGACGGAGUUGAAAACCGGGUUGACUCGGAGACUCACCCCUUAUGGGAUCGCCGAUUUUAGCCCUGCGGUUUCUCCUUCUGGGGUUUAUACAGCUGUGGCGUCUUAUGGGGAGAGUGGGUGGAAUGGUGACGUAGAGGAAUUGAGUACUGAUAUCUACGUGUUCUUGACUCGUGAUGGGACUCAACGGGUUAAGGUUGUUGAACACGGCGGGUGGCCCAGUUGGGUAGACGAUACAACACUUUACUUUCACAGAAGAAGCGAAGAAGAUGAAUGGAUAAGCGUUUACAGAGCCAUUUUACCCAGUGGAGCACCGAUUUCGACUGAUUCAGUGAUUGUUGAGCGGGUCACUCCACCAGGUCUUCACGCCUUCACUCCAGCUACUUCUGCAGAUAACAACAAAUUCAUAGCAGUAGCUACGAGAAGACCCGAUUCGGAUUAUCGCCAUAUAGAGCUAUAUGACCUUGUUAAGAACGAGUUUAUCGAGUUAACUCGAUUAUUAUCACCCCAAACUCAUCACUUGAAUCCGUUUAUCUCACCUGACUCAACCCGAGUUGGGUACCACAGGUGUAGAGGAGCCUCUAACGAUAAAAAGAGCGCCCACUUUCUGUUAGAAAAUCUCAAUAGCCCAGUAUCAGAGAUUUCACUCUUUAGAGUCGACGGGUCAUUCCCUUCUUGGUCACCUGGGGGUGACCGUAUCGCUUACGUUGAAUUUCCGGGCAUCUACGUCGUGAACCCGGACGGCUCGAACCGGCGUCAGGUUUAUCCUAAAAUGGCGUUCUCGACCGUUUGGGACCCCGUUCGUCCAGGGGUUGUAUACUCUAGUACUGGUCCCACUUUUGCCAGUGAGAGUACAGAGGUUGAUAUAAUCUCCAUUAACGUUGAUGGUGAAGCUGAUGAAGCUUAUAAUUUCAAGAAGCUGACCACUAACGGUGAGAACAAUGCAUUUCCUGCUGUGUCGCCGGAUGGGAAAUGGGUAGUGUUCCGGUCGGGUCGAUCGGGUCACAAAAACUUGUAUGUAAUGGAUGCGGUGGAAGGUGAGAAAGCCGGACUCCGAAGGUUAACGGAGGGUCCAUGGGGCGACACUAUGUGUAGUUGGUCACCGGAUGGUGAAUGGAUUGCGUUUGCAUCGGAUCGGGAGAACCCGGGUUCUGGUAGCUUCGAAUUGUUUCUGAUCCACCCGAAUGGAACGGGGUUGAGAAAGUUGGUUCAAAGCGGGUUGGGUGGCAGAACUAACCAUCCAUAUUUUAGCCCAGAUGGGAAGAGUAUAGCGUUUACUACAGAUUACGCUGGAAUAUCAGCUGAGCCAAUUUCGAACCCACAUCAUUAUCAGCCUUAUGGAGAGAUCUAUACGGUGAAAUUGGACGGCUCUGAUUUGAAGAGGUUGACACAUAAUUCUUUCGAGGAUGGGACCCCAGCAUGGGGCCCCACAUAUAUUAAGCCAGAAGAUGUGGAGUGGCCAAUUUAUAGACCAAAGUGCUCGUUUGAGGAGUGUCACUGGCUCAAUGAAAUGCCGAGCCACAGUGGUGGGGUUGAAACUUUGGAGCCAAGCAAGCCUCAAUGUAGUGGUGCAUAGCAUCGGUUUAUGUCGUAAAGAUUGUAAUUAAAAAAUAAUGUAAUAUGACGCGUAGAUUGUAAAUAUAUGUAUAUAGAAUGAUUUUAUA
Messenger RNA from Hevea brasiliensis (rubber tree), 2259 nucleotides. RefSeq lists its product as uncharacterized. The transcript has a single exon. The record is from RefSeq and is a predicted model, not a curated record. The coding region runs from base 39 to 2171 and encodes 710 amino acids. NCBI's taxonomy places the organism in Eukaryota, Viridiplantae, Streptophyta, Magnoliopsida, Malpighiales, Euphorbiaceae.